Peromyscus eremicus (cactus mouse) is the source of this 2790-nucleotide messenger RNA. It is a transcript of the gene Slc4a1, whose product is annotated as solute carrier family 4 member 1 (Diego blood group). Gene Ontology annotation, cellular component: plasma membrane; basolateral plasma membrane. Gene Ontology annotation, biological process: regulation of intracellular pH; bicarbonate transport; transmembrane transport. Bases 1 to 2790 code for a protein of 929 amino acids. Gene Ontology annotation, molecular function: bicarbonate transmembrane transporter activity; solute:inorganic anion antiporter activity; monoatomic anion transmembrane transporter activity. The record is from RefSeq and is a predicted model, not a curated record. The transcript has 19 exons. NCBI's taxonomy places the organism in Eukaryota, Metazoa, Chordata, Mammalia, Rodentia, Cricetidae.
AUGGGGGACAUGCAGGACCAUGAGGAAGUACUGGCGAUCCCAGAUCAGGAUAGCGAUGACGAACUGGACCAUGAGAUAGAACAGAUAGCGUAUCAAGACUCAGACAUCCAUGUGGUCCAGAUGCAGGAGCCAGAAGCUCUUCCCACAGAGCAGAUAGCCACAGACUACAUCCCCACCAGUACCUCCACAUCGCACCCGAGCUCCAGUCAGGUCUAUGUGGAGCUGCAGGAGCUGAAGAUGGACCAGAGGAACCAGGAACUACAGUGGGUGGAGGCAGCACACUGGAUAGGGCUAGAGGAAAACCUACGAGAGGAUGGGGUGUGGGGCCGUCCACAUCUGUCUUACCUCACCUUCUGGAGCCUUCUAGAACUGCAGAAAGUCUUUUCAAAAGGCACCGUCCUCCUGGAUCUGGCAGAGACAUCCCUGGCUGGGGUGGCCAAUCAGCUUCUAGACGGCUUCAUCUACGAGGACCAGAUUCGGCCUCAGGACCGAGAUGAGCUGCUCCGGGCUCUACUACUCAAACGCAGCCACGCUGAGGACCUAAAGGCUCUGGAGGGAGUGAAGCCCGCCAUCCUGACCCGCUCUGGGGGCCCUUCUGAGCCCCUCCUUGCUCAGCAGCCAUCACUGGAGACCACACUGUUCUGUGGACAGGCAGAGGGGGACCCAGAAGGACUCUCACCAUCCGGGACUCUGAAGAUCCCCCCAGAUUCAGAAGCCGCACUGGUGCUAGUGGGCGGUAGUAAUUUUCUGGAGAGGUCUGUGCUGGGCUUUGUGAGGCUGAAGGAGGCUGUGCAGCUGGAGGACCUGGAGCGGCCGGAGCCUGUGCGCUUCCUUUUAGUUCUGCUGGGACCCGAGGCUCCCCAUGUUGACUACACCCAGCUGGGCAGAGCCGCAGCUACACUCAUGACCGAAAGAGUGUUCCGCACAACCGCCUACCUGGCACAGAGCCGAGGGGAGCUGCUGAGCUCCCUGGAGAACUUCCUGGACUGUAGCCUGGUCCUGCCGCCCACCGACGCCCCUUCAGAGCAAGCUCUGCUCAACCUGGUGCCCGUGCAGAAGGAGCUGCUUAGAAGGCGCUACCUGCCCAGUCUCCCCAAGCCAGACCCUGCCUUGUACAAGACCCUAGACUUGAACGGGGACCCAGGGAGCCCCGGUGGCGUAGAUGACCCUCUACAGCGCACAGGCCGGAUCUUUGGAGGCCUGAUUCGUGACAUCCGGCGCCGUUAUCCAUACUAUCUGAGUGACAUCACAGAUGCGCUCAGCCCCCAGGUCCUGGCUGCGGUCAUCUUCAUCUACUUUGCCGCCCUGUCGCCCGCCGUCACCUUUGGUGGCCUCCUGGGAGAAAAGACCCGGAACCUGAUGGGAGUGUCAGAGCUGCUCAUCUCCACAGCAGUACAAGGCAUUCUCUUUGCUCUCCUGGGGGCUCAGCCCCUGCUGGUGCUUGGCUUCUCGGGACCCCUGCUGGUGUUUGAGGAAGCCUUCUUCUCGUUCUGUGAAAGCAAUAACCUGGAGUACAUCGUGGGCCGCGCAUGGAUCGGUUUCUGGCUCAUUCUGUUGGUGCUGCUGGUGGUGGCCUUUGAAGGCAGCUUCCUGGUCCGAUUUAUCUCCCGCUACACCCAGGAGAUCUUCUCCUUCCUCAUCUCCCUCAUCUUCAUCUACGAGACUUUCUCCAAGCUGAUCAAGAUUUUCCAGGACUACCCGCUGCAACAGAGUUAUGUCCCUGUUUCGAUGAAGCCCAAACCUCUGGGUCCCGUGCCUAACACAGCCCUCUUCUCUCUGGUGCUCAUGGCUGGUACCUUCUUCCUUGCCAUGAUGCUGCGAAAGUUCAAGAACAGCACCUACUUCCCUGGCAAGCUGCGCAGAGUCAUUGGGGACUUCGGGGUCCCCAUCUCCAUCCUGAUAAUGGUCGUGGUGGAUUCCUUUGUCAAGGACACCUACACCCAGAAACUGUCGGUGCCUGACGGCCUCAAAGUGUCCAACUCCACUGCCCGGGGCUGGGUCAUCCACCCUCUGGGUCUGUACAGCAGGUUUCCCUACUGGAUGAUGUUUGCUUCUGCCCUGCCUGCUCUGCUGGUCUUCAUCCUCAUAUUCCUUGAGUCUCAGAUCACCACGCUGAUCGUCAGCAAACCAGAGCGCAAGAUGGUCAAGGGCUCAGGCUUCCAUCUGGACCUCCUGCUGGUCGUUGGCAUGGGUGGGGUGGCCGCCAUUUUUGGGAUGCCUUGGCUCAGUGCCACCACUGUGCGUUCUGUUACCCACGCUAAUGCCCUCACAGUCAUGGGCAAGGCCAGCGGUCCCGGGGCUGCAGCUCAGGUCCAAGAGGUCAAGGAGCAGCGGAUCAGUGGGCUCCUGGUUUCUGUGCUUGUGGGACUGUCCAUCCUCAUGGAGCCUAUCUUGUCCCGCAUCCCCCUGGCGGUGCUGUUCGGCAUCUUCCUGUACAUGGGAGUCACAUCCCUCAGUGGCAUCCAGCUCUUUGAUCGCAUCUUGCUGUUGUUCAAGCCACCCAAGUACCACCCCGACGUGCCCUUUGUCAAGAGGGUGAGGACCUGGCGCAUGCACCUAUUCACGGGCAUCCAGAUCAUCUGCCUGGCAGCGCUGUGGGUGGUGAAGUCCACCCCUGCCUCACUGGCCCUACCCUUUGUCCUCAUCCUCACUGUGCCUCUGCGUCGAUUCCUGCUGCCGUUCAUCUUCAGCAGGCUGGAACUCCAGUGUCUGGAUGGUGAUGACGCCAAAGUGAGCUUUGACGAGGAGGAAGGUCUGGAUGAAUAUGACGAAGUGCCCAUGCCUGUGUGA